GCGCACACCACACGGACUGCGCACUCCCCGCGGUAGAGAAUAAAAAAGCACCACUCACACCCCAUUUCAUUUACCCUUUUGCCCUUCAAGGAUCAAAGAACCGACUUGGCUCAAAAAGUAAAGAAAAAAGGAGGGCAAAAAGCGGAUUAUGGUGCGUGGCACAAUUCCCCAUGUGGGCUUCACUAUAAUUCAAUCGCACAUCCUCCUCAGCUCCGUUAUAACGAUCGGCCGUUCUCUCUGCCGCCAAACGAAACGGAGCCUCUCCUAGCGACGUUAUGCUGCACAGCGUUUAAAUGUCUGAUUCCACUCUGUCUGGCCUUUUCCAUUUUUAUUCUCUCUCAUAAGGUACAGUGACCGCGACGACGACGAAGAAGAAGAAGAAGAAGAAGCGCUCUCUUAUCUUGUGUUCUGUUUGACUUCGCUAAUUCAUAUUAUUUUUUUCAGCGGAAGAUGUAAUAGUGUGACUCUUCACUUGGAGACAUGGUUUGAGUUUGAGGAUUCUCUGCUAAGUGCUUCUUCUUGAGUUUUGUUUGUGGUGUCAAGUGGUCUCUGUUCUAUUUGACUGACUAUGGGGUCAGCUUGCUGUAUUGCUGCAAGAGAAAAGGACCUGCCCAACAGAACUGGAGGUAACACUUUGCAUAGGAAUGUCAGAUGCUCUCCAACAUGGAGCUUCCAUUGGGAAAAUCGAAGGCGUGUGGCUGGUGAAAUUGAUGAUUCACCAUAUCAAACUUCUCAUAGAUUCAGCAGAGAUGUUAGUGCGGAGGUGAAGGGGCUGCUAGGCUCUGAUAGAGGUAAUCUUUCUGAUGAGGUUAGUCUGCAUGAGAGUUUUGGAUCACCCGUCUCUCUAAAGUCUCCUGUACAGGAAGGAACUGUAACAAAUCUUAUAGCUCAACCUUCAGGCCUAUCCAUGGAACACAAUUACCCUGUCAAUGGAAAGAACUCUUCAGAGUCUCCUGAUAUUGCAGAGAUACCUGCCCCAAAGCUUUCAUUUUCUGUACAUUCAUCAUUUUCAACACCGGGAGCUAAUCCUUUGCCUCCCUGUGGUCAUCCACUUCCCCCAAACUCAACCCCUUCAAGAAGGACUCGGCGUUCACCUGGGCAUCGGCUAUUAAGGCAGAUUUCUGAUAGUCAAAUUAUGGGAUUGAAGUCGCCAAACAAUUACUCUUUAUCUGAAGGAAGGUCAUCAUUUGUGCUCUCCACUUGCAGCCAUGACUUAGCAGUGGGAUCCCAUGGUGGUUCUUCUGAUGGUUGGUCCAUGCGAACCUUUUCUGAGCUUGUGGCUUCUUCACAAAGGGAGAGGUGGUCUUUUGACAGUGAGCACCUGGGCUAUGGUUGGAACAAAGUAAGUGGAUGCAGUAGCAGGUUUUCAUGUUCGCCUUCAUUAGAUCUUCAAACUUGUGGGGCUUGUUCAAAGUUCUUGACAGAGAGAUCUUCUUGGAGCAGCCAGAGAAUUCUUGCCAGCAAUGAGCUCUCAGUAGUUGCUGUGCUGGUAUGUGGUCAUGUGUACCAUGCCGAGUGCUUGGAGACCAUGACACUGGAGGUUGACAGGUAUGACCCAGCUUGCCCAAUAUGCAUGGGAGGAGAGAAGCAAGUCUCAAAGAUGUCCAAAAGGGGUUUCAGAGCUGAAGCAGAAUUGAAGGCCAGAAGCCAUAAGAUUUCAAGAAACCGUAUUAUAGAUAGUUAUCUUGACAGUGAUUCUGAUGAUUUUGACUACCAAAAAAAUGUCAUCUGGGGAGGAGCUUCAAAGAUGGAGCCUAGUUCCAGUGCAGCAAGCUCCUCCACAAAGCCGUUCUUGAGACGGCAUUUUUCAUUUGGGUCCAAAUGGACUAGGUCCCUGUCAGAGAAGGAUUCUGGCAGGAAAAAAGGAUUUUGGGCAAGAUAUCGCAAAUAUUGAGCUCUUUGACUAUAACAAGCAGAUAUGUUGGAGAUAUAAUUAUCAAUGUGAAGCUGUAUGUAAGGGUUGCGAGCAAUCCCACCCAGGCCGGCAGCCAAAAUGCUUGGCUGUCUCCAGUGAUUCCUCCUUCACCUCACUCAUUUGUCGUUAUUUGGUUGCCGAAAAUAGGAAAAAAAGCAGCUGAUCCGACCGCAAUCUUAGUAAUAGGAUAGUCCACCGUGAACCCUCUGGCCAGUGGAGCCCUUGUUCUCGGUCUUCAUGGGAUGGACUUUUAUUAAUUUUGACAAUGUAUGCCACUUGUAUGUGCCGUCAGUCAAUUCAAUCUGCGAAAAUAUUUGUGACCUGGUGUGUCUCCCAAGAAUAUUGGUUAAUUUGCAGUAGAUGAUGUAGUUAUAAUUACCCUCACAGGGCAAUCGUGGGUAUUGAGUGGGGUGCAAUUUUGAAUUCCAUUCUAAUUAACAAAAAUGAAAUCGUCUCUUCUCCCCCAA
Hevea brasiliensis (rubber tree) is the source of this 2382-nucleotide messenger RNA. RefSeq lists its product as uncharacterized. The record is from RefSeq and is a predicted model, not a curated record. The coding region runs from base 569 to 1894 and encodes 441 amino acids. The transcript is spliced from 6 exons. Lineage: Eukaryota; Viridiplantae; Streptophyta; Magnoliopsida; Malpighiales; Euphorbiaceae.